UUCUCAGAUCCCACUCGCGAGCUGAAGGCAGCUAACGUUUUCAGUAUUAGAAGUGUUAAACAUUCAUUUAAUACAAGAUAAUUCACACUACGGUUUAUUUCUGUGAGGUUAUGGGCAGGGCACCGCUCUGAGGGAUACGGCUUUACCCACGUAAAUAAUGAUGAAGAAGGAUAUUAACUUGAGCCUGGCGGACGACGCAGACCUCAAACCGCAUCUCCGCGACGCUGAGAGCAUCCUCAGCUCCCCGGACCUGGGGCUGCUAAAACUGGCCUCUCCGGAGCUGGAGAGGCUGAUCAUCCAGUCCAACGGCAUGGUCACUACGACACCGACCAGCUCCCAGUUCCUCUACCCGAAGACGGUAACGGACGAGCAAGAGUUCGCCGAGGGCUUCGUGAAGGCGUUGGAGGACUUGCACAAGCAGAAUCAGCUGAACGGAGACGGGCAGACGAGCAGUACCCUGGAUCUGGGCGCCAACAUAGCCCCCGUCACCGUCCAGCCGGAUCUACCGGUAUAUACGAACCUGAACAGUUACGGCACCGGGCCACUGGCAACCACUGUCAACUACUCUACGGACACAGUCCCUUUCCCGCCUCCGCCGCCACAUCAUUUGGGGGCAGCCCCGCCGCAGUCGGAGCUUUCUCGGGUCCAGCCGCUGAAGGAGGAGCCUCAGACGGUCCCCGACGUUCAGAGCUUCGGCGAAAGCCCGCCGCUGUCUCCCAUCGACAUGGACACACAGGAGCGCAUCAAAGCCGAGAGGAAGAGGCUCAGGAACCGAAUUGCAGCUUCCAAGUGUCGGAGGCGCAAACUGGAGCGGAUCUCCAGACUGGAGGACAAGGUCAAAACGCUGAAAAGCCAAAACACUGACCUGGCCUCCACGGCUAGCCUGUUAAGAGAUCAAGUGGCCCAGCUGAAACAGAAAGUCCUCACCCAUGUUAACAGCGGCUGUCAGCUGCUGCCACACGAAGUUCAAGUGCACUAGCCAGAGGAACAGACCUGCAGUGGCGCUACUGACCAGCAUAUAAGCUCAAUGGACUUUGUUAAUAUUGUUUUUUUAUUCUGUAUGUAGCGUAGCCCAGAUGUGUGCCGUUCUCAGUGGAAUGAAUGCCAGGCCACGCAGACAAAAUUGUACAUUAAAAAUCGGUUGUUUUAAAGUGCUUUGAACAUCGGUAAAAUGUGCACAUAUGUGGUAGAACAUAAUAUAUGAUAAGGAUUAAUGAGACUCUUUCGCUGUAAUCGGCAGAUAGUUUGAACAAGUUUUAUCCCUAGAGUAAUUUCUAGAAUCCACAUGGCUCCACUGUCGCCUCCGCCCAGUGGAGAGAACAAAUCAGUGUUACGCACUGGAUUUUGAAUUAAACAGUUGUCUAUUGGUUUAUUUAUGCCGAAUUAAAGAGCGUUUGCCUUUGAUGUGUUCAAUGUAUAAAAUCCUGUUCUACCUCGUAUCUAUUUUAACUGGUGAACAAGGCAGCUUUAAACUGAUGUUUUUUUCAAUGGAAUUUGGCCCAAGGCUUUACUGAUGGGGAAAAAGAGGCACUUAUCGGGGGCGAUAUGCUCAUAUUCAAGUACAGACAGUACAUGUCCAGAUUUUUUUCUUGUAAAAAUGUUUACAGACUGGCUGUGUCUAAAUAGUCUCAAACCUGGACCAAACAGAUUUACAGUAUUUCUACAAGAACGCGCAUAUUUAUGACAUAGAUAUGCCUAACACGUGAGGAACUGGCUGUAAGACAAAUGCAUAUUAAACACUCACAUUUGAUAUGUAAAAGAGAAUCUACAUAUAAAACCUAUUUACCAUUGUAUUUCUGUAGGGAACAAUUUGCAUGUUGCUGACAUACUCGAAUGUUGCCCACAGCUGGGUGUCACAGGGCGUAAUUAAUCAGUGUUUAUUAUCUGUAACCUUUACAAACACUUGUAUUUAUCUAUUUUUUUCUACUGUGUCCUAUUUCACUGUGUUCUUAUUUUAAAUGCGAAGAGUCGUAACCUUUUUGUUGCACUGACUGUUGCUGUCACCUCUAGCCUACAGUUAUUUGGCUCUAUGCCGCCGUGUUCUGAAUUAAAUGCUGCUCGGCAAUAAACAUUUUGGUGAAUCGCUCGUA
Molecule: messenger RNA, 2090 nt
Organism: Toxotes jaculatrix (banded archerfish)
Lineage: Eukaryota; Metazoa; Chordata; Actinopteri; Toxotidae
Product: transcription factor jun-D-like
Exons: 1
Coding region: 158-979 (273 amino acids)
Biological process (GO): regulation of cell cycle; regulation of transcription by RNA polymerase II; regulation of cell population proliferation
Cellular component (GO): transcription regulator complex
Molecular function (GO): RNA polymerase II cis-regulatory region sequence-specific DNA binding; transcription factor binding; DNA-binding transcription factor activity, RNA polymerase II-specific
Source: RefSeq, a predicted model, not a curated record